Molecule: messenger RNA, 1557 nt
Organism: Neoarius graeffei (lesser salmon catfish)
Lineage: Eukaryota; Metazoa; Chordata; Actinopteri; Siluriformes; Ariidae
Gene: il2rgb
Product: interleukin 2 receptor, gamma b
Exons: 8
Coding region: 90-1103 (337 amino acids)
Biological process (GO): cytokine-mediated signaling pathway
Cellular component (GO): external side of plasma membrane
Molecular function (GO): cytokine receptor activity; protein binding
Source: RefSeq, a predicted model, not a curated record
CUUUAAAAUGCGGAAGCAUGCCCUAGCUUACAGUACAUCCUGUAUUUUAUAAGCAGUAUCUGUCACAAAACUCUCCUGAGAACAUUACAAUGACUAAUUUACCAGCAGCCCUGAUUGUACCGGGAUGCCUUUUAUUCUUUUUUCAGGGAAGCUGGUCUAGAUCUCCGUUCUCACCUAGUGCAGAUGUGAGUUGUAUCAGUAUGGAUUGCAUGGUCAACAUCAGCUGUUUGAUCAUUGAUCUAAAGUAUGUCGACUGUAACUGGACCAAAGCCCAGAUGCAGCAGAUAAACUACACUUUCAGCAGCAAGUUUUCGCAUGAUUCAUUCCGUGAGUGUCCGGAGUACCUCCAGGAGCACGGUCAGACUGUCGGCUGCAGGAUCCCUCUUGAAGACCAAAUGCAGCGGUUUAACCCUUUCUCCACAAAGCUCUCUGUUGGAGGAAAUAGGUCAAUCUAUAAAAAUUACACAGAUUUAAAACAAAGAGUGAAGCUCAACCCUCCCUAUAACCUCUCUGUGAACGCGAGUGAUAGAGAUGGAGAGGUCUGUGCACGCUGGACAGUGCGUCGUACCGGUAUCAUGCAGAAUUGUGAGAGGUAUAAAGUGGGCUAUCAGAAAGCCUCUGGCUCAUGGAAGUUCUCCACUGACGUGCCCUCCUCUCCAUACUGCAUAUCUCCUGUCUCCAGUAGAGUCAUGUAUACAUUCAAAGUACAAAGGAGCAUAUCGACUAAUUGCGGUGGUUCUGAAUUUUGGAGUGAUUGGAGCAAUCUAGCACAGUGGGGUGAAAACAAAGCACAGCCUCCGGUGUACUGGCAAGUGUUCGGCUCUGUUCUGGCAGUCCUUAUCCUCAUCGGCCUUUCUUUACUGUUGUACUAUAGUGAACGGAUUAAAGUUGUUUUCGUUCCUGUGACACCUGACCCAAGCAAGAGCCUGCAGGAUUUAUUCAAGAAACAUAAUGGCAAUGUUGAGAGCUGGGUUUAUAUCUCCAGAGAGCUGAAGGAUGCUUUUGAGACAGAUUACACGGAGACACCAUGUGUUGUAUGUGAAUCAAGUCCCACUUUGGAGACUAAAACUGUGGAUGGUCCUAUGGAGCAGCCUGUCUCUUAAACCUACUGUACUGUUAUUGCUGUUAAUGGGUCCAAGCCAACUGGAAGAGUUACAUUUACCUUUACUUCAUUUGGCUGAUGCUUUUAUUCAUUCAGAGAGACUUACAACUGAAACAGGAUGUAUUUGUGAUAUUGAACAUUAGUUCACCCAGUCCUUAUAAAUAAACCUGAUUGUGCUACUUGAAGAUCAUCGAAGUGUAUUUUGGCAGUCUUGAAUGCUCAGGUUCUUCAUUCUGCCUUACUUGAAUUACUAUAAGUUCCUUUUCUGUUCUGAUAGUGAAACACAACCUCAGCCAAAGUUGAUGGAGGCCUGCUGUAAGAAAGAUCUUGAUGCCUGUUAGUAGCAGGUUUUGCUUGAAAGUCUUUAAAAGGCUUGACUUUUUUUUUUUUAAAACAGAUGUCAUGGUUUAAAAUGUAUUUUAUUUUAAUCAAAUAACUGAAGACAAGCUGAUUCC